Closterium sp. Naga37s-1 is the source of this 651-nucleotide messenger RNA. Lineage: Eukaryota; Viridiplantae; Streptophyta; Zygnematophyceae; Desmidiales; Closteriaceae. The record is from the annotation of a GenBank genome assembly.
AUGAAGGCCCACCACAAACCUGACGAUGACUAUGACUACCUCUUUAAAAUUGUGUUGGUGGGAGACUCUGGCGUAGGCAAGUCCAACCUGAUCUCCCGUUUUACGAAAAAUGAGUUCAAUAUGGAGUCGAAAUCAACUAUUGGAGUCGAGUUUGCCACACGAAGUAUCGAGGUGGAUGGCAAAACCGUCAAGGCUCAAAUAUGGGACAUGGCGGGGCAAGAGCGCUACAGGGCCAUCACGAGCGCAUAUUAUCGGGGGGCCGUCGGCGCCCUGCUUGUCUACGACAUCACUCGCCAAGUGACUUUCGACAAUGUUGAGCGGUGGCUGAAGGAGCUUCGGGACCAUGGCGACCAGAGCAUUAUUAUUACUCUGGUCGGCAACAAAUGCGAUCUUAAGCAUCUCCGCAAGGUGGCCAUGGACAAGUCUCAAGGCUUCGCUGAGAAGGAGGGGUUUUUUUUCAUAGAAACAUCUGCGUUGGACGCCACCAAUGUCGAAGAUGCUUUCACACAGAUCUUGACGGAGAUCUACUGGAUGAUGACGAAGAGAGCAUUGGCGCCAGACGAAGAUAGUUAUCAGCCGGGACGGGGUCAAACCAUUGACAUAAAUGCACCUCAGCCUGAGAAGAAGGUUGAUAGCUCAUGCUGUGGUUGA